Messenger RNA from Eurypyga helias (sunbittern), 471 nucleotides. Its product is annotated as proteasome subunit beta type-7. The record is from RefSeq and is a predicted model, not a curated record. The annotation marks the transcript as partial. Gene Ontology annotation, cellular component: proteasome core complex. Lineage: Eukaryota; Metazoa; Chordata; Aves; Eurypygiformes; Eurypygidae. The transcript has 5 exons.
GAUGGCAUUGUCCUUGGGGCAGAUACGAGAGCGACUGAAGGAAUGGUUGUUGCUGACAAAAACUGUUCGAAGAUACACUUCAUUUCUCCUAAUAUCUACUGUUGCGGUGCAGGAACAGCUGCCGAUACCGACAUGACAACUCAGCUGAUUUCCUCCAACCUGGAGCUGCAUUCACUGUCCACAGGGCGACUGCCAAGAGUCGCCACAGCUAAUCGAAUGCUGAAGCAAAUGCUUUUCAGGUAUCAAGGCUACAUCGGCGCCUCCCUGGUUCUAGGGGGAGUAGAUGUCACUGGACCUCACCUUUACAGCAUAUAUCCCCAUGGAUCAACUGACAAACUGCCUUACGUUACCAUGGGGUCUGGAUCGUUGGCGGCUAUGGCGGUAUUCGAAGAUAAAUACAAACCGGACAUGGAGCUGCCAAAAGCUGAGAGGAUCAAAUCUGCAGUGGCAGCUGCUGUGCCCUACAGUUAG